AUGGUGCACUAUCGUAGUACAAGAGGUGGCGUUCGUGGUCUUAGUUUUGAGCAAGCGGUGCUCACAGGUCUGGCAUCUGAUCGUGGCUUACUUGUGCCUGAAGCCAACGAGUUUCCACCACUACCAGCUGAUGCAUUGGACAAGUGGGCAUUGCUGUCGUACCAGGAGUUGGCUGUAGAGGUUAUGGGUCUUUUCAUUGACGAGAGUGAGAUCUCACGCGCUGAGCUUCAAUCACUUGUAAAUAAGAGUUAUAACUCAACUACAUUUCGUGUAAAGGAGGUGGCGCCCGUUGUGAAAGUCUCGGAUCAGAUGCUAGUGCUUGAGCUUUUCCAUGGUCCAACAUUUGCCUUUAAGGACAUUGCAUUGCAAUUCCUUGGUAAUCUUUUCGAGUUCUUUUUACAGCGUAAAAAUGAGACGCUACCUGUAGGUUCAUCUCCGCAUCAGAUCACGGUUGUGGGUGCUACUUCUGGUGAUACAGGAAGUUCAGCCAUCUAUGGUCUGCGGGGCAAGGAGAAUAUCGAGGUGUUCAUUUUAUUCCCUGAGGGACGUGUGAGUGCUAUACAGCAACGUCAGAUGACUACGGUACUGGAUAAAAAUAUUCACAAUGUUGCUGUCAAGGGCACGUUUGACGACUGUCAAGCCAUUGUCAAGGACCUGUUUGCCAACGCUGAAUUCAAGGCCAAGUAUCAUCUUGGCGCAGUCAACUCGAUUAACUUUGCGCGUAUCUUGGCGCAGAUUGUCUAUUACGUGUGGGCGUACUUCCGGGCUCGUGAGCAAGGCGUGGAAGGUGAGAUUGCAUUUUCUGUUCCCACGGGCAAUUUCGGCGAUAUUCUCGCUGGAUUUUACGCCAAGAAGCUAGGCCUACCCAUUGGAAAGCUGGUGGUGGCCACGAAUGAGAAUGACAUUUUGCAUCGCUUCUUUUCCACGGGCAAGUACCAUCGCCAUGACAUUCAGCACACGAUCUCGCCGUCCAUGGACAUCUGUGUGUCCAGCAACUUUGAGCGCUACCUUUUUGCUUUGUCGGGCGAGAAUCACGAUAUGUUGCGCGAUUGGAUGCAGAGCUUUGAACAAAGUGGAGAGCUUACAAUUUCGGGUGAGUUUCUUGCCAAGGCUCAGGACGAGAUGGCAUCGUAUGCGAUACUCCAGGACGAAGUUUGCUCCACUAUCGCGCAGUACAAGCAGGUGCAGCACUACCUCUUUGACCCGCACAGUGCUAUUGGAGCGGCUGCUGCCAUGCGCUUUGGCAUGGACGCGCUUGCCGAUAAGUCCAUUUUAGCUGUGGUAGUGGUUGGCACUGCCCAUUACGGCAAGUUCCUGCCUGUUGUAUCGAAAGCUCUUGGUGUGAGUGAGGCAGAGAUCGAGCAGCACCCGAUUUUGAAGGCGCUGGAAUCGCUCCCCACUCGGCUCUCAGUCGCCAAUAACUCUAGCGCGACCGUGGCUGAGUAUAUUCGCAAGACCAUCAGCAAGAAACACCAGAAGGCUUGUGGUGAGGGCGAGCGAGUGUGGGCAUCAUCAAUCCCGACGGAGUGCAAGCUGGCCUCUGUAGCGCUUGCUGUGGCGACUAUUGCUGCCGUGUUUUUCGUAACUCGGCGCUCAAAGUAA
This is a messenger RNA of Peronospora belbahrii, 1602 nucleotides long. NCBI's taxonomy places the organism in Eukaryota, Oomycota, Peronosporomycetes, Peronosporales, Peronosporaceae. The record is from the annotation of a GenBank genome assembly.